Messenger RNA from Halichondria panicea, 834 nucleotides. RefSeq names its product ADP-ribosylation factor 1-like. The record is from RefSeq and is a predicted model, not a curated record. The transcript has a single exon. Gene Ontology annotation, cellular component: plasma membrane; cytoplasm. Gene Ontology annotation, molecular function: GTPase activity; GTP binding. Gene Ontology annotation, biological process: intracellular protein transport; vesicle-mediated transport. The coding region runs from base 181 to 762 and encodes 193 amino acids. Lineage: Eukaryota; Metazoa; Porifera; Demospongiae; Suberitida; Halichondriidae.
AUGUGACGUAGUCUAGUCACAUAUCGCAGUACACGUGUACCAAGUUUACUUACUCUUCGUGUUUAGAACCAGCUAGCUGUCUACGUCUAUUAACAAAUAUCCCUAGUGUCCUGGAGCAGAUAAAACCAUGGCUAAGUGUGUCAGCAAGCAGAAGAAUUACAUCAACCUGAAAACUAAACAAUGGGAAACAUACUAGAGGCACUAAAUGGAGCUCUUAAAACUGUCUUGUAUAGUGGAUUUUUCAAUACCCAAGCCAAGAUCCUGAUGCUGGGCCUGGAUGCAGCUGGCAAGACCACAGUGCUGUACAAGCUCAAAGUCAACGAAGUCGUCAGCACCAUCCCCACUCUUGGUUUUAACGUAGAAACAGUCAAGCAUGGAAACAAUGUCAGCUUUACAGUCUGGGACAUAGGUGGCCAAAAAGUUAUUCGAAAGCUCUGGAAACAUUAUUUCGUUGGCACAGGGGGACUAGUAUUCGUGGUUGAUUCAGUCGAUAAAUCUCGAUUUGGUGAAGCAAAGGAAGAGCUUGAAUGGAUUCUGGAUAGUGAUGAGAUGGCUGGUGUUCCAGUGGUGAUCAUGGCCAACAAGCAAGACAUGCCCAACGCAUGCUCCACAAGUGACGUGGCUGAGAAGCUAGGAUUGAACCAGGUACGAGACAGGAAGUGGUACGUCCACGGGACCAGUGCUCUGAGCGGAGAGGGCGUGCUCGAGAGUGUCACAGAACUCAGUAAAUUAGUCAAAGAAUUUCAACGUACUGUGAUGUAAUCACUAGAAUCAAUUCCUCAUUUUUAAUACAUUGUCCUCUUUACUAUAAUUAUAAUAAUUAUAUGUCCAUUG